AUGAACUUCCAAUCGCGCGUGUCCACAGCCACCGUGCACGAACUCCUUUUCGCCGACGACUGCGCCCUGAACACCACCUCCGAAGAGGAGAUGCAACGCAGCAUGCACCUAUUCUCCGCCGACUACGAGAACUUCGGUCUGGUCAUUAACACGCGGAAGACGGUGGUGAUGCACCAACCGCCGCCCAACUCAGCCACAGCCCCCAAUGCGCCACAAAUCAGCGUGAAUGGGACCCAACUGCAAGUGGUAGAGAACUUCCCGUACCUGGGAAGUACCCUCUCUCGCAACACCAAAAUCGAUGACGAAGUCGUCAACAGAAUCUCGAAAGCCAGUCAAGCCUUCGGACGCCUCCAAAGCACAGUUUGGAAUCGCCACGGUCUUCAACUGAGCACUAAGCUGAAGAUGUACAAGGCCGUCAUCCUGCCGACGCUACUGUACGGAGCAGAGACAUGGACGGUGUACACGAGGCAGGCACGUCGACUGAAACACUUCUACCUCAGUUGUCUCCGUCGCAUCCUGAGGCUGAACUGGCAGACCGCAUCCCCGACACCGAUGUGCUGGAACGGACGGGAAUCCUGAGCAUCUACUCCAUGUUGAGACAAAUGCAGCUGCGCUGGAGCGGCCAUCUGGUGCGCAUGGACGACGAGCGACUACCGAAACGACUCUUCUACGGAGACAUCGCGACGGGUUCUCGCCGUCAAGGAGGCCAAAUUCGCCGUUACAAGGAUACCCUGAAGUUCUCCCUCAAGCGUCUGCAAAUCAACCCGACCAACUGGGAAGACUUCGCCCGCGAUCGUCCGACAUGGAGGAGGACAGUGAAGACAGGCGUUGCUAUCUACGAAGCCAACCGAAUCGCUGCCGCCAAAGCGAAAUGCGAAGCCCGCAAAUCACAACUUCGCCCAGUCCGCACCGCCGCCGCACAACCGCUUUCAACGUGUCCUCGAUGUCACCGGACAUUCCGGAAUCGAAUCGGACUUGUUGGACAUCUUCGGACCAACUGUGCCUCUCGAACUGCUCCAGCCAUCGUCCCCCCGCCCGCCUAUUCUUCGUCCUCUCUGCCGCCAACUAACUCUGACACUUCUUCUGUACAAGCACCACCACCUACAUCCUCCUCUUCCUCCUCCUUCUUCUUCUUCUUCUUCUUCUUCUUCUUCUCCUCCUCCUCCACUGCCUCAGCGGCGGCCGUUCAGGCUGCCGUCUCACACAUCGCCAACCCCGACACAACAACCAACAACACCCGCACCUCUCCCGAUUCCAGUGAUGAGGAUCAGGACUACACCUGCCCUUACUGCGAUCGCACCUUCACCUCUCGCAUCGGCCUGGUCGGUCACUUGCGAAUCCAUCGCACAGAGACUGGUGAACCAGUGCCUGGAGCACCAACCUAA
This is a messenger RNA of Spirometra erinaceieuropaei, 1385 nucleotides long. The record is from the annotation of a GenBank genome assembly. NCBI's taxonomy places the organism in Eukaryota, Metazoa, Platyhelminthes, Cestoda, Diphyllobothriidea, Diphyllobothriidae.